Messenger RNA from Apodemus sylvaticus (European woodmouse), 882 nucleotides. Its product is annotated as dehydrogenase/reductase SDR family member 7-like. The record is from RefSeq and is a predicted model, not a curated record. Lineage: Eukaryota; Metazoa; Chordata; Mammalia; Rodentia; Muridae.
CUGCCUGGCAUGGUGGUGUGGGUUACUGGAGCAUCAAGCGGUAUUGGUGAGGAGCUGGCUUUCCAGUUAUCUAAACUCAGGGUGUCUCUGGUGCUGUCAGCCCGAAGGGUGCAGGAGCUGGAGCGGGUGAAGAGAAGAUGCCUGGAGAAUGGUAACAUGAAAGAAAAAGACAUACUGGUUUUGCCCCUUGACCUGGCUGACACAAGUUCUCAUGAUACUGCUACCAAAGCUGUUCUCCAGGAGUUUGGAAGAAUUGACAUUCUAGUCAACAAUGGUGGAGAAUUCCACUGUUCCUUUGCUGUGGAUACCAAGCUGGAUGUCUUCAAGGUGCUAAUAGAGGUGAACUACUUAGGGACAAUGUCAUUGACCAAGGGUGUUCUACCUCAUAUGAUGGAGAGAAAGCAAGGAAAGACUGUGAUCAUGAGCAGUCUUUCAGGAGUUGUGCCCCGUCCCCUUUGCAGUGGGUACAUGGCCAGCAAACAUGCUCUUCAGGGGUUUGUCAAUGCACUCCGAAUCGAACUUUGGGACUACCAGGUAUAACAUUGUCUGCCAUUUGUAACGCAACACACUCCGAAUCGAACUUUGGGACUACCAGGUAUAACAUUGUCUGCCGUUUGUCUGGCAGCUGUGCAUUCUAAUAUUUUCCAGAAUUAUUUUACUACAGAAGUCAUUAAGACCAGAUGGCCUAAAACUCAGAAGUUUCCCAAGAUGGCAACAAGCCGCUGUGCCCAGCUAAUGCUUGUCUCCAUAGCCAAUGAUCUGGAGGCAUGGAUAGCUUGUCAGCCUGCCUUGUUUUGGGCAUAUGUGGCAAUCUGGGACUGGAUAAUUUCAAGGAUGCUAUGGAAGAAAAGUAUGGAACACUUUAGGAUUACCAUGGUAUGA